GACAUCUGGAGGUGCACCUUCAGCAAUUACGAUUUCAGAAGAGCUGCAAGAGGUAGAAGAGGAAGUAGAAGAUGGCGAUAUGCGUGUUGAGUUACCAGAUCCAGGUGCCGAGUCUCGAGCAUUUCUUGAGAGACAACGCCCAGGACAAAUACGAGAAACGGCGCAUCAGCCAGGAACAGAAACUCGUCGUGGACAAGAUCACGAGCCAGCCAGGGAAACUCAACAAGGGCAUCAGCCAGGAAGAGAUACUGCACAUGAUCAGCCAGUACGUAGAGGUACUCAACAACACCAACCAGGAAGAGGCACUACUGCUACAGUGUCACAAAGUUAUCCUGCUCGUACUGGUUUGACGCAAGCCGAAAAGAAGGUCAAGAGAGCUCGACGGCAUUUCUUAGCAGUGAGGGAAAUCUUUGUCCGCGUUUUGGGGUAUUACGCGCAAGUAGCUGGCGAGAAGUGGCAAAUCAUCUCGCAUAUGAAGGUGCCGACAAAAGACGACGUGAUGGAGAGAAAGAGAUCAUUAUGGCUGGUCGUGCAAGUUGUUAACUUAGUAGAGGACAAUCCAUGUAGUUUCCUAGUUGUAGGUUCAUUUUGAUGAUGUUGAAAUAGAGGUAGUUCUUGCAUUUCAUUUCGAGUAGCCACUCCCUGUUCUCGUUCCUGAGCAAAGACGCAGCAAGAUCGUUCAAACGAACCAAAGUCAAGAAUUAUUCUUAUUGGUAGCUGCUUUGCCUUUGCUAUUGAAUCCUAACGAUGUAGAAAAUCGAAACAAAAACAGAGGUAGUCAUAGUCGUUAAUAUAGUAGUGAUCUACUUACAACUCAGCAGCAUCCUCUAACUUCUUUGGCAGGCAGCUUCCAGUUAGCGGAUCUUGUCAAAAACACUGAUGAACACCUUGGUGUUACAGCAGUACAAGUUGCUCAAGAAGCGAGCAAUACACGACCUGUAGCGAGUGCACCUGGAGGAACUGGACCUAGUGAACCUGGAGGAACUGAACCUAGUGCACCUGGAGGAACUGAACCUGGUGAACCUGGAGAAAGUGAACCUGGUGCACCUGGACAAGAAAGUGAACCUUCCACACGAAAAACCCUUCAAGACAUGCUAAUUGUCAGACCGGAGUCGAUUUUCAAGCAUGACAAGAUUACGCUUCUCCCUGACAAUGAAGAGAC
Messenger RNA from Amoebophrya sp. A25, 1162 nucleotides. The record is from the annotation of a GenBank genome assembly. NCBI's taxonomy places the organism in Eukaryota, Dinophyceae, Syndiniales, Amoebophryaceae.